This is a messenger RNA of Penicillium cinerascens, 1602 nucleotides long. RefSeq lists its product as uncharacterized. NCBI's taxonomy places the organism in Eukaryota, Fungi, Ascomycota, Eurotiomycetes, Eurotiales, Aspergillaceae. The record is from RefSeq and is a predicted model, not a curated record. The coding region runs from base 1 to 1602 and encodes 533 amino acids. The transcript has 2 exons.
AUGACUUACCUCAAGGACAGCUACAAGAAGUUUCUGAACAACAGCGGAGAUGCGCCGUUGGCCGACAAUGUGUCGCUGAUCUAUGUCCCCACUACCACACGCAUCGAUGGCGCCGACGCGGUCAAGAAGCAUGUGUCGCGCGAAGCGAGAAUCGUCAAGAAGACGUCGGAGCAGGUCAUCAAUGCUAUCGAGAGCUCCGACGCGUUGUGUUUGGAUAUUGAGGUCACCCUGACGUUCGUUGAGGGCGGUGGUGCCUAUCUUCCCGUGAUGGACGAUAAUUUCCUGAUGGAUAGGGUCGCAACCAUCCCCACGCUCCACAUCGUCCAAUUCAAUGCCGAACAACAGAUCCAACAGGUCCGGAUCUACUGGGACCAGGCCUCACUGCUCAAGGCUGUCGAGGUCAUUGGUAAGAGCGGCCGUGCCUGGCCCAUCCGUGAUAGCAAAGAUCAGACCCGUCUGCUCAGGAAUGCCGCGACUGCGAAAUUCGACGCCCCGUCUCUGGCCCCGUCCCAGAGCAAUAACCUGCCUCCGCGACCUGCCUCGCCGGGCAAGCGAUACAUCAAGGACCCCUAUGCCGCAGACUCCCUUUUCGAUCUCCUGUCUCCCAACAAGGCUGAGGCCCAGACUUUCAGCGAAGAGGAAACCCGCAAGCCCGCUACCACUGGCAAGAGACACACUAGAGACCCCUAUGCUGCCGGGUCCUUGACCGAGCUCCUCUCGCCCAGCAAGCCGGAGACCACUCAACCGGUGCGCCCUUACGGCGGUUCUCAGCCGGCCGCGCGUCCAUACGGUGAUUUGUUUGUGGGAGGUGACGAUGACGACAUGCCUGGCACACCUACCAAGGCCGAGAGGGUUAUUGCUUCCAAGGCUGGUUCAAAGUUCCAGGGCAACCGUAUUUUCCAGGACGAUGACGAACUCCAGGAUCGCGCUUUCUACAAGAGUGACCCCAAGAAGUACGACCACUUCCAGAUUGGGGCCGACAAUGCCGAUCUAGAAGCAAAGGAAGAGCCAAAGCGUGGCAAGUCGCGUCACCAGUCGCAGUGGGACUUCGGCGACUUCUCCACUCCCGUGAAGCCCUCCAACCCCAAGCCAGUUGAGGAAUCGCGUCCCUUUGGCUACAAUGCUGAUGAGACGGGUGAGUCCCCUCCAGCGAGGCCGGCUGUGCACAAGCCCCGCCGGGACGCAGACGUUCAUUUCGGUAUGACCGACGACGACAAGGGUGAUGACGGCCGCAUGAUCAGCUCCUACGGAAACCGCGGCAACCGUCUGUACGAGAACCGUCUGUUCGGCGAAGAGAACGGCGAUUCUAUCCCCAGCAAGUCAGCGUCGCAGAAUGAGUCUCUGGGGGUCACUGGUAACAAUGCCAGCCGAAAGAACAACUUCGACGUUCACUGGCAGAUGGCCGAUAUCUCUCCUGCACCCAGCAAAUUCGACAGCGAGAACGUAAAAACGAUGGCCGCUGACCGUGCCAAGUCGAUUCAGCAAAUGGAAGCGUCCUGGGAUCAAGACUACGACGUAUCCCCUGAACCAAUCCGUCCCGCUACACACCUGCAUGACCCCAAGGGACACAACCAACGCAGCUGGACCUACGGCGACGAGUAA